Molecule: messenger RNA, 3685 nt
Organism: Rhododendron vialii
Lineage: Eukaryota; Viridiplantae; Streptophyta; Magnoliopsida; Ericales; Ericaceae
Product: pentatricopeptide repeat-containing protein At2g34400
Exons: 4
Coding region: 65-1897 (610 amino acids)
Biological process (GO): RNA modification
Molecular function (GO): RNA binding; protein binding
Source: RefSeq, a predicted model, not a curated record
UGAGAGCGAAAAUUGAGAUGGAGAGCGCAUGACUUCACCGAGGAUUGAAAGGAUUAUGUACUAGAUGAGAGUACCUUUCCUUCGCUCCUCAUUUCCCGCCAUUACAUCUCUGACAAGACCAAUGUCAAACGGAGUCCUCCUACCUCUAUUGAAACGGUGUGUUUCCACAAAGCCAUUGCAACAAAUCCACACCCAGAUGCUCAUCAACUCCCUCGACCACGUAUCGAACUUCCUACUCUCUAAACUCAUUCAUCUCAAGGACUUCAACUACGCCUCCCUUCUCUUCUCUCACUUACCCCAACCCAACGACUACGCUUUCAACAUCAUCAUCCGUGGCUUCACAACUACAUGGCAUAAAUACCAUCUCACCUUGAAAUCCUAUUACCAGAUGAAGUUUUUCGGCUUGAAGCCCGAUAACUUCACCUACCCAUUUGUCUUCAUUGCUUGUGCCAAUCUUUUGGCUUUGGAUCAUGGGCGGGUGGCCCAUUCCAUGGUUUUCAAGAAUGGCUUGAACGCCCAUGGCCACGUGAGUCAUUCGUUGAUCACCAUGUACGCGAGGUGUCGUGAGUUGGGUUAUGCACGGAAAGUGUUCGAUGAAAUUCGUGAGAGAGAUUUGGUGUCGUGGAAUUCGAUUAUAGCAGGGUACUCGAAGAUGGGUUUUGCGGUGGAUGCGGCGGCCAUGUUUGGGAAAAUGAGGGAUGAAGGGUUUGAGCCGAAUGAGAUGACUAUAGUGAGUGUUCUUGGCGCUUAUGGCGAUUUGGGGGAUUUGAGUUUGGGAAGGUGGGUUGAAGGGUUUGUUGUAAACAGUGACAUGAAGGUGAACUCAUAUAUUGGGUCUGCGUUAAUUGCCAUGUAUUCUAAAUGUGGGGAUUUGUUGUCGGCAAGGAGGAUCUUUGACCGUAUGAUCAAUAAAGAUGUGGUCACCUGGAAUGCUAUGAUUACUGGGUAUGCACAAAAUGGAGUGUCAGAUGAAGCAAUGUUGUUAUUCAAUUCGAUGAAAGUUGCUGGGGUUCACCCAGAUAAGAUCACACUUGUUGGAAUGCUCUCUGCUUCAGCGUCUAUAGGAGCUCUUGACUUUGGAAAGUCCAUUGACGCAUAUGCUUCAGAAAGAGGAUUUCAACGUGACAUCUAUGUUGGUACUGCCUUAGUUGAUAUGUAUGCGAAGUGUGGGAGCAUGGGCGACGCACUUCGAGUUUUUGAGGGAAUGCCCCAGAAAAAUGAAGUCACUUGGAAUGCCAUGAUCUCUGCACUUGCUUUUCAUGGACGAGCCCAAGAGGCCUUAUUGCUGUUUAAGUGCAUGUCAGAGGAGCAUGUAGCUUCCUGUCCAAACGAUAUCACAUUUGUUGCAGUACUUUCUGCAUGUGUGCAUGCUGGGUUUGUUGACGAGGGACACCAGUUGUUUAACAUGAUGAAAUCCUAUUAUGGGUUGGUCCCAAAAAUUGAGCAUUACUCUUGCAUGGUUGAUCUUUUGGCACGUGCAGGACAGGUGUAUGAAGCAUGGGAUUUUGUAGAGAAGAUGCCUGAAAAACCAGAUGAGGUCAUCUUAGGUGCAUUGCUUGGUGCCUGUCAAAAACUGAAAAAUGUGCACAUAGGUGAGAAGGUUAUGCAGCUUCUUGUUGAAAUGGAACCUUCAAACUCUGGAAACUAUGUUAUCUCAUCGCAGAUAUAUGCAAAUUUGAGAAGGUGGGAUGAUUCGGCGAGGAUGAGAGUGCUAAUGAGACAGAAAGGUGUCACCAAAACUCCUGGUUGUAGUUGGAUUGAGACAGAUGCUCAAGUUCAUGAAUUUCUUUCUGGGUCCUCUUUUCACCUAUAUUCGGAAAAGAUUCAUGACGUAAUGGAGUUGCUAUACGACGACAUGAAAAUGAGUGGUUACAGGCCGAAUGUUAAUCUGUUGUAGGGAAGCAAGGUCUGAGAAACUCAAUAUGAUUGUAAACCAUCAACUUCCAAAGAACAAGCUUGAAGAUAUUGCAUCUCAUAAGUUUCAGGAACCUCCAUCUGGAGGUGAUGAAUCCACUCUAGAACCUCGAUUUAAGAGCAAGAAUCUAGUUGGAACAUUGCUCUAUAGGGUAAUUUUGAUGGUGCCUCAUUGUCUCUACUCUCUACAUGGAAAAAAUCUUGUGUUGUUGCUGUAAUUAGAAAAGCAGUAGCAGUCCUAGAUGCUAUGAUUCUGAUGGAAUGACUUCUAUGGUUUACAGAAGCCAAGAGUGCUAAUGCAGCUGCUUUAGGUUCUAAAGAAAGAUACACAGUUGUCCCUGAAUCUGUAAGUGUUAAUUUUUCGAACUCCUUGGAGGUUUCUCACCACUCUUGCGAAUGAUCUUGGAGCCUUCUUAAGCCUUCAUCCCUUCUGGUAGAUUUUGUAACACACUUUAAGGGAGCAGAUUAACCUAUCAAGGGAAUAAGGGAAAAAACCUGCAAUGCAGAAGAUGAAAUGGCAGAAUAGGAGAUUUUGGAUACACUCUUUGGUUUUAUUCACCUUUCCGGCAUCAGAUGCAGCAAAAAUGGGACCCAAUGGCUUUGAUAGUCCUCGUGAGCAUCGUAACUCAAAGUAUUUGGUUACAGGAGAAUAAGUCAACGAUGAAUGUGGUAAGUGAACAUAUACAUUGUCGUGGUGAACAAUAUCUUGUGUUUGUCUUCGUUCUGCUUCUGCGGCCAAGGCCAACGGAUGAACCAUACCACUGCACCUGAUGCCAUCCCACCUGGAGUAUAUUGACUUCGUGAGGGAGUGCUUCUGCUGCUUUUACAAAUACUGCAUUUUUGCCAAUCAUCUCAUGGGAGCUGCUUACUAGUGGUCCUUGACUUCGUGAUGAAACCACCUAUUAUUACUUGGUGGGGAGAGGGCACAAUUUACAAGCCUUAAUUUAGCUAGGAAUCUUGGGUAAAUUCCAAGGAUUGGAAAGUCAAUUGGCUUUUAAUUUGGGAAGAAGCCCUUGAUGAGCACAUGCUCUUAUUACUGUUCAAAGUGAUUGAAGGUUUCUCUUUGCCCAAGAUUGGAUCCAGUGAGUUAACUCUUUUAAGAGGAUGACAAUUUCGAAAACCAAAUGUUCCAAUAUUUGAACUAUGUUACGUCAGAAGUAGGUACAGGCCAAAGCUAAGGAAAACAUCCUUGUAUGCUUUCCUCACAAUAGUAUUUCAGAAGGGAGGAAAUAAAAAUGUGGUUGGCGCCCUGGGGUUUUAGAUACUUAUAUUCUGCAGUGUGCUAGAUUUUGCUGUUCAUAUUGAACUCUCUCUCUCUCUCUCUCUCUCUCUCUCUCCCUAACAUAACAGAGUUCAGAGGCAUAAUUUACAAACACCUGCACACUGAUGUAUGUGUACAGCUUGUUUAAAUGGAUUUAAAUCUUGGGCGUCAAUAAUAGUUUCUUUGGUCAUUCGAACCAUUUACUUCCAGAGGCAGUUCUUCGGGAUACUCUCGUUUAACAGCCGAGUAAAAUUGUCCAGGUACACUGAUGCUCAUUUUUUCAGUUUCUCUCUAAGUUUUAAUCGUAUACAAUAGUCUCUGCAUUCUAGAUUCUAGCAAGAUUCAUCUCUGAAAGUCACCCUGGCACUGUCCAAUUCAUGGAAAGAACCUUAAAAGGUCUUGCACCAUUUGUGUGAAACCGUGACUUUGUUAGUCCAAAUGAAAAUCUAUUAUUCUAAAAGCUACAUCUUAGAACCAUGUCUUUGUCAUCCCUCGUUGUUAUGCAAACUC